This is a messenger RNA of Sorex araneus (European shrew), 2833 nucleotides long. RefSeq names its product distal-less homeobox 1 (gene DLX1). Gene Ontology annotation, biological process: cell differentiation; embryo development; negative regulation of transcription by RNA polymerase II. The coding region runs from base 511 to 1278 and encodes 255 amino acids. The transcript has 4 exons. Gene Ontology annotation, molecular function: RNA polymerase II cis-regulatory region sequence-specific DNA binding; DNA-binding transcription factor activity, RNA polymerase II-specific. The record is from RefSeq and is a predicted model, not a curated record. NCBI's taxonomy places the organism in Eukaryota, Metazoa, Chordata, Mammalia, Eulipotyphla, Soricidae.
UUCCUGGGAGGAGAAGCGCGGGUUCCUGGCUCUGGGCGCGCUGUGCUUUCAUCAGACCGGUGUAGACUCGAGCUGGAGUGGCCGGCUGGGCCUGGAGCAAUGCGAGCCGGCCCCAGGGAGCGGCGGCGGCGGCGCGGCGGCCGAAAGAGCCCGGGCCGGGAAGUGUGGACGCGUCGCUCCCGAGGCCCGGCCGCCUCGCCCGUGCUAGUCCAGAGGAGCCGGAGCGCUUCGGACCAAUCCCCGGAGAUUAUGCAAGACAGCGGACCAAUCAGCUCUACCAGCUCAUGAAUAUUUAUGACCUUGGCUGAGUCAAAGCUUUGAAGCGAGUUUGGGGAGCUCGGCAGCAUCAUGCUUAGACUUUUCAAAGAGACAAACUCCAUUUUCUUAUGAAUGGAAAGUGAAAACCCCUGUUCCGCUUAAAUUGGGUUCCUUCCCGUCCUGAGAAACACAGAGACCCCCAAAAGGGAAGCAGAGGAGAGAGACACCCACACCCAGACCCCGCGAGAAGAGAUGACCAUGACCACCAUGCCAGAAAGUCUCAACAGCCCCGUAUCGGGCAAGGCGGUGUUUAUGGAGUUUGGGCCGCCCAACCAGCAAAUGUCUCCUUCUCCCAUGUCCCACGGGCAUUACUCCAUGCACUGUUUACACUCGGCGGGCCAUUCUCAGCCCGACGGUGCCUACAGCUCGGCCUCGUCCUUCUCCCGACCGCUGGGCUACCCUUACGUCAACUCGGUCAGCAGCCACGCGUCCAGCCCCUACAUCAGUUCGGUGCAGUCCUACCCCGGCAGCGCCAGCCUCGCCCAGAGCCGCCUGGAGGAUCCAGGGGCUGACUCUGAGAAGAGCACGGUGGUGGAAGGCGGUGAAGUUCGCUUCAAUGGCAAAGGGAAAAAGAUCCGAAAACCCAGGACGAUUUAUUCCAGUUUGCAGUUGCAGGCUUUGAACCGGAGGUUUCAGCAAACUCAGUACCUAGCUCUGCCCGAGAGGGCGGAGCUCGCGGCCUCCUUGGGACUCACGCAGACGCAGGUCAAGAUUUGGUUCCAGAACAAGCGCUCCAAGUUCAAGAAGCUGAUGAAGCAGGGCGGGGCGGCUCUGGAGGGUAGCGCGCUGGCCAACGGUCGGGCUCUGUCAGCGGGUUCCCCGCCGGUGCCACCCGGCUGGAACCCCAAUUCUUCCUCUGGGAAAGGCUCUGGAGGUAGCGCGGGCUCUUAUAUCCCCAGCUACACGUCGUGGUACCCCUCGGCGCACCAAGAAGCUAUGCAGCAGCCCCAGCUCAUGUGAGGUUGCACGCCCGCACCCACCCGCCUCCUUCCCGUCUCCCCCCAACCCGGCCCGUCUGCCUCCAGGUUCCAAGUCCAUCCAACCCCGUCUGUGCGCCCUGGGCCGGACCAGGAAGGCCCAGAGGGAGAGAAGAAGGAACAGUGAAAGCAAGGAGGCCCGCGCGGGGCUCAUCAGGCCCUGUGACUUCCCUGGGGCCCACGCCUUUACCCAAGUCCCCGCUCUGCGCAGCGCCAUUACCGAGGCCCGAGCCCUACUGCCCGCACCUCAUCCAAGAAGCAGCAAAGACACGCCUGUGACCCGGGCGCUCAGGCGCUCGCCCUGCAGAGGCGCGGAACUAUCAGGAAAAGAACAGAACAAAAAAAAGCAAAACAGAACAGUAGAAAAAGCAAAGGCUCUUUUCUGUCCUGUCCGUCUCUGUCUCCCUUCGCUCUGUAUUUGUGCGCUGACAAAGUUGAGGUCCUCGUCGUCGUCCGUCGCUGUCCUCAUUCUACGGCCUCUGCAAAGAGUCACCAGGUCGGAGGGGGACGCAGACCGCUGGGUUCCUGAUACGGAAACAUUAUUAUAUAUAUACAUAUAUAUGUAUAUAUGUAUAUAUAUAUUUUGUCCGUUUGGACCUUCUCCUGGACCUGCCUCACCGUCUGUGUAGCUCCUUCGGGAAUUGGGGGGAAUUCGAGGGAGGGGGUUUUAUUUAUUGGGAAAUGAACUGGGCCCGAGACUGAACAGUAGCCAAUUUGUGGUUCUACAGCGGGUGAGGAGAAGCUCACGGUCCACAUGUUGGGAUUCCUUGGAAAGCACCCGGAUAAAUAAGUACGGAGGACCUGGUGAUUUUUAACUUAUAUGGUGACUUUUGUAUUUUGCUGGUGUGGAGAGGUUGGAGCCGAAUGAUAUGCAUCUUUUUUAAAUGUCUCAUGUUACUUUAAAAAGAAAGAGAGAGAGAGAGAGAGAGAUGAGACUAACACAAUACCCUCAUCUCCAAAAAGAAUGUUUCCUUGCUUUGCCUGGAUAAGAAAGAAAAUCUUAAUUCCCUCCGGAGGGAGAAAGAGAAAGAAGACCCCAAAGGGCAGUGGUAAAAAAAACAGGCAGGGUGAACAAGUGCCCCUGAGCCAGAGGACUAUAAAGUAAGACAAAAGCAGCUUUACGACAACCUCCCCAGAGGCUGGACCACAGAACCAUGCCAGCUGCCGCUCGAGUGCAGUUCUCCAGCGCAGGAUGGAAUCGCUGUACAUAUUAUUGUUGUUAUUAAUUAUUAUUAUUGUUAUUAUUAUUGGUCCGUAAACAUGUUGCACAAGCUUAGCUUUUUUUUUUUCCGUUUUGUUGUGUGUGGCUGUAAAACCUGAUGCUUUGUGAAAUGAGAAUCUUGACAUUUUACUUGUGAAAUUCGGAAAAUGUGAUCAAUUGAAAUCAACUGUGUUUUGUGUUUUCUCUAUGUCAAAGUUUAGUUUUAUAUUGAGAAUGUUAACUUAUUGCUUUGUAUCUUGGGGAGGGAUGGGGAAAAAGAACUUUGUAAAUAAGUUAUAAAGUUUCUUUGAAACAGUAAAAUUAUGGUUUCGAGAAA